ACGAUCCGUCUCCGUGACCAAGGAGAAGAGUCUCUCUCUCUCUCUCUCAUAACUUUCUGAAGCAAACAGCUCGAUUUGAUUUCUCGAGAUUUGAUCGUUUCUUCUUGAUCGUUUACCACUGAUCUGGAUCUGGAGCUGUGUUAAAUGGCGUACGUGGAUCAUGCGUUCUCGAUAUCGGACGAGGACAUGAUGAUUGGGACUGCGUACACCGUGAAUAGCCGGCCGCCGGUUAAGGAGAUCGCACUCGCGGUGGCGCUACUCGUGUUCGGAGCCUUAGGAAUCGUCUCAGGCUUCUUCAUGGCGUACAAUCUAGUUGGGGGUGAUCGAGGCCACGGGAUAUUCUUCAUGGUCCUGGGGUGUCUGCUGUUCAUCCCAGGGUUUUACUAUACUCGGAUCGCUUAUUACGCUUACAAAGGAUACCAAGGUUUCUCCUUCUCAAACAUACCCCCCGUUUAGUCUAAUGUAUAGAGAAUGAUGUUUAAGCAAUGGCCUGACUUGUUUUCGUUCUAGUGUAAUAGUUUUAGAGGAGUUAAGUGAUUCCAUGCUGGAUAUACAUAUGUAUCCCUUCCUGCUUUCCUCCUUACUCUUGUUAAAUAAUUGCGAGUCUGUGACAGUUCGUCCGUCCGAUACAUAUUACAUAUAUAUACCUGGUUCAGAGA
Brassica napus (rape) is the source of this 659-nucleotide messenger RNA. RefSeq names its product transmembrane protein 230. Bases 145 to 456 code for a protein of 103 amino acids. Gene Ontology annotation, cellular component: endomembrane system. NCBI's taxonomy places the organism in Eukaryota, Viridiplantae, Streptophyta, Magnoliopsida, Brassicales, Brassicaceae. The transcript is spliced from 2 exons. The record is from RefSeq and is a predicted model, not a curated record.